This is a messenger RNA of Vespa crabro (European hornet), 8476 nucleotides long. Its product is annotated as constitutive coactivator of PPAR-gamma-like protein 1 homolog. The record is from RefSeq and is a predicted model, not a curated record. Lineage: Eukaryota; Metazoa; Arthropoda; Insecta; Hymenoptera; Vespidae. The coding region runs from base 363 to 3311 and encodes 982 amino acids. Gene Ontology annotation, cellular component: nucleus. The transcript has 17 exons.
AUUCUCAUGAAAUCGGGACGUAAAGUGUAAGACAUAGGAGCGCGGUCAAGUGCUCAUUUCCGUUUUCGAAUCCUACGUCACCUACUCUGAAAGCCCGUGUGUUUUGUGUUUCUUUGGGGCCAUGAUGAUUCUCGCUAAUUUAACAUUCAAACUGUUGAAUUUGAAACUACACUUCUUGAAGUCAUAAAACUAAUAAAAAAUUUAAAAAUUCAAUUCAAAUUGGAACAGCUAUUAUUAUAAUAUAAGUAGAUACAAACAAACAAAAAAACAGUAAUAUUACUAUAUACAAAAAAAAAUACAACAAAUAAUAAACAUACAUCAUAAACUUAUUAUCAUAAAAAAAGAAAUAAUAUCUUUGAAAGAUGGGUAUUCAAGACUUGCAAGCUUUUCUGGAUAGUAAUUGUAUACCAGGUGGAUCGGUAUCGGUAGAUUUAUUAAAAAUAGCACGUACUGUUACUCAGCGACAACGCAAUCGUGUUUGUAAAGUUUUAUCGCCACAUUCAACUGCAAAACUAAGACUAGUCCUUGAUGGAGAAUGUUGUUUAGAUAGACUCUAUGGCGGUUAUUUCUCAGAUUGGGCUUGUGGCGGACAAUGGAAUCGUAUGGUACAAUUUCUAGCAGUGCUUAUACAAGCAACAGAAAUGUCAGGUUUAGAAUUAGCUGUCUUUUUUAAUGGUUGUUUUGAAGCUUCUCGUCGUGCAGACUGGGUUCAAAAUCAGUUGCAAGUGAGGAUCAAAGUAAAUAAUGUCAUCAAACAUAUUACAACCAAAGGAACUCCACCACCAAAGAUUUGGUGGACACCACCUGUAUGUUUAAGAACCAGUUUACGUAUGGCGCUUAGAUAUUUUAAUGUUGCAGUUUUAUGCAGUAUGGAUGAUCAUCAUCAAGAAGUCAUUGCUUAUUGUCGGGAAAAUAAUUUUAAUGGUUUAAUAGCCGAUGAUGCUGAGUAUGCUGCAUUUGAUCCACCUAGAUACUUCUCUUCAGAACAAUUAAAACUUACAUAUAAGGGUUCCCUUGAUACAAAAGAAUAUAUAAUUCCUGAACUUUUAAAAGCCUUAAAUAUCCCAGCAGAUAGACUAUGCUUAUUGGCAGCAUUACUUGGGAAUUAUAUCUUAACGGAAAAUAAUCUUCUUGACUUCUACAAAAAACUAAAUAUAAAUGCAAACACUAAUAAGACUAGUAUUGAACAAACGAUAAAAAUAAUUGCUAAUUUUGUUAGAGAACUUCCAUCUGUUGAGUUAGAUGUAGUAUCGCAGAAAGUAUUUGGAUCUCUAUCUGAUCCAAGGUGUUCCAAAUUAAGGCAAUCUGUACAGUACUAUAUAAAUGGUACAAAAGAAGGAUUUUUACAUUAUAAACCCGUAAAACCAACUAAAGCUCACAAGAUAGAUUCCAAGCAAAAUUUACAAACACAGUCAAACUUAUCUGAUGGACCAUCAACUUCAGAGGGUGAUAGUAGUUUGGAAACUUCUAGAUUUGCUUCUGAAACGUUAGAAAGUGAACGUGAAAGCUUAAAUGCGUACAAGCAAGCAACGGCAAAUGCAAAGUCAGCACCACAGAUAGUGAUAGAUCCACCUGGUAUCCAAGGUCAUGGAGAUGCUGAAAAUGCUAGAUCUGAGGAGGAACAAAGUAAUGGUCAUGCUAUAAAUGGUACUCAUAAUCUUUUAAUAAGUUCAUCAAGUUCAAGUAGCAGUUCCUCGGCUACAUCUCCAUCGCAUGCUACUACAGAUUCAACAAAACAAAUAGAAAAGACAACUACUAGUAUUCCUAGUACAGUACCAGAAGUUAUGCGUACAGCGUCUGAAAGACAUCAGAAAGGUCUAAUGUCUCCUCACAUAUAUCAAAUUCUUAUAGCUGGUGAAAUUAAAUUGCCAGUUCUUUUAGAGGAUGAAAAUCACAGAGAAUUUCCCUCUAUUCAUCUGAUUUAUAGACCAGUAAGACAAAUGGUAUAUGCAAUUCUUUUUAAUUUACACCAUCGGAUGUAUUUAGCAACUAAAAGUAAAGAAAAAGGUGAUAGUGAAAAAAUUGAAGUUCCGGACGUAAUAAUAAAGGAAUGGGUAUGGUCGAAGUCGAAUCCAUAUCAAACUCCAGAAUUAGUAAAAGCAGAACAAAUUGGUUGGGGUGUUCCAACAAUUCAACGUUUGUGGUUUGGCACAGGAAUAGAUGAUAAACGUCGCCGAUUAAGAGGAUUUUUGACUUGCAUGAGGUCAGAUACACCUCUUAUGUUAAAUACGGCUUAUGUACCUCAACAUUUUUUAGUUAUGGCUUGUGUUUUACGAUACAUUAUGUCUUUCUCUGAUAAAAUAAAAAUUUUGCGACGUCAAGAAUUAGAUGCUUUUAUUGCACAGGCCUUUUCUCCAGAAUUAAUGAAUGCUCAAUAUUUACAGGACUUACAGCUUCCUUUAGUAACUUCUCGUGGUGUUCAACUUGCAAGCUUAUUUAUGGCAGGUGUAGAAACUGCUCUGUUAGCAAAUGAUGCUUGCGGUGCUCCAAUACCUUGGCUAAUGUGUUGUCCUUGGUUAUAUUUUGAUGGAAAAUUAUUCCACCAUACAUUAGCACGAGCUACUAUUGCGAAAAAUUUAUUAGAAUUAUGCAGUGGUCAUAUAGAACGUGUUGUAAAAGUUGAAAGAAUGAGAAAGGCUGUACUUGAAGGGAUCAAUGUCGUGUUUGCACGACCACCAAUGCCUAUUGCACCAGGCAUUCGUGUAUCAGUACCUCAGAAUAUACUACCAGCUGGCUGUACAAUUAAUGAUGGGUUAAUUCGUGGACGAGGUAAUGGUACAAUGCCACAACGUGGUCUAAUGCGUCGCCCUAUACCUUCACGCGGAGGACAAUUGGAGAUAGCUGGUGUUGUUGUUGGUCAAUGGGGUCCCAAUUAUGGUCAACCUGGUCGAUUGCCACAACCUAUGCAGGGACAUCCUCGGGGACGGCUUCCACCUCAGGUUACUUCAAUAGGUGGUUUGAAGUAUGGUUUACCCCGUGCAUUCAAUCCAAUGGGAAGGCCAACUUUUCCAACACGCGGAAAUAAUCGUACACAAAUAGCCGGACGCGGGAAGAAGACUCAGAUGAAGGCAACCAGUAAGAAAAAAACUACUAUAAAGAAGACUAAGGAGUGUGAUAAGAAGGAUAGCAAAGGACGAGGUAUUAAUGUGGAUGGACUAAAUGAUUAUAUAGAUCCUGUAACAAGUAUUAAUACAACAAAAGAAGUACUGCCAGUACCUGGUCAAUUUGAUGAUGCUGUGGAAAAUGGUAAAACCGUCGAGAAGGGCCAGGGAGAUGCACCACUUCCUACACAGGUAGUGGCUGAAAAUUAGGCGUCUCAAAGAGAUAUAGAAGAUGGCAUAAAGAAUAACCAAUUUUUGACAUAUACUAUAUGAUGUCCUCACUGCCAAACAUACCACUCUAUGUAAGAUAGAAGAAAAAAAUCGUGCUUGUGCUAACGAGCAUCUUUGCUCGCAAUACCAUGGGAUGAUGAACUCGACUGAUUAGUGUAUGCGUGCGCUAAUUUUACUACUGAGAACAAGUUGUCAGCUGCUAAGUAUUUAAUUCUUAAGAAGUGUGAUUAUUUUUUUUACAAUGAAAAUAUAUAUUUUCCGGUAUUAUAUGAAAUGCUUGCUUUGAUGAUCUCAGUAACCUAGCCUUUGAUAAAUGAAUUUAAAUUUAAUGAAGGAUAUAUCAUGAGAUGGUUUAUUGACUUUUAUAAGUAAAUAGAAAUAAAAGGUAUAGGAUACUGAGAUGAUUGUUUGCACAUGGAGACUGAUGCUUUUCAUAUAGGUAAAAUAUAUAUUUAUAUAUGAUUUAGAUUAGAUUCCCAUAGCGUAUUAUACGUAAGUUGUGAAUGUGAGAUGUAUGAAUGUGGACAUAUACUUACGUAGAAGAGAUUUAUGAAUGCGGUAUUUAUGAUAGUGUUGGGGGAAAGUGUGGGAGAAUGAUGUAUAUAAGUGGGGGAUGUUAGGUCAUUGCAUAUAUACGUGUAUAUAUUUAUAUAUAUAUAUAUAUAUAAAAUAUAAGUCUCUAUAUAUGUGCACAGGAUGCAUAUAUAUAUAAAUAUACACACAUUAUAUAUACGUUUAUAUGCAAUCAAAAUUAUAUAUUUACUUGCUGUUGCAUUGGAACUUAUAUGAAUGAACGUACUCUAUUGAAUUGGAACGUUAAAUGUAAUAGUUUUUCUAUUACACGUACGUAGCUUUUAAGCUAGUUAUUAAUUAUAAGCGAACGAGUUUUUUCAAGAGAUUAAUAAUAUUAUAAAACACGCUUUAUAUCUUUAGAAGAUAUGUUGCAUUAUAAAGAAGAAAAAGAGCAAUGAAUUGCUUUAUAUUGAUGACAUUUUUUGAACGACAUAGUUUCUUUUUUCUUUUUUUUUAAAAAAAAAAAGAAAAAGAAAGAAAAAAAGAAAAAAAAUUUUAAUUUGAAGUUUUCUUUCGCCCCUUUAUAUUAAUUUUUAUUAAGUGUUUGGACACACAAAACUCAUUAAACAAUGAUCAAUGCAAAAUUAUACGAGUGUCGCUUGUUGCUGUUAAAAUAAAAAAAAAAAUGUACUUGAGGUAGAAAAAUCAAUCAGAUAGUAUCAUAUAACCCAAGUACAAAAAUCCUACACAUCUAUUGUCCUCCACACAUUUACUAUAUUUAAUGAUAUAUAUCAUUUAAUUGUACAUAUGAAUAGUUAUACUAGAAGUAAUUGUGCGAUCAAUGUGGUGUACAUACAAAAUCCAGUUGCAUGUGCUUAUCAUGCACUGAGUUAGAGAACAUGAUUAUGUUAUAAAUAUAUUUAUGAGUAGAAUAGUCAAAAAGAGGGACAUUCUACCAAAGAGCAGUGUUUAAGAUGUGUUCUUUUAUCAAUAAUGAAAGAAUGGUGAGAAACAAGACAGCACGACAAAACACGAUUAUUAAAUAAGGUGAGGCAAAAAGAUGUGUGUCUAAGUGCAGAGAGAUAAUUAAAGCGAAUAAGAAAAACCAUUUAUUGAGAUAAUAUAAGAAGAGACGAUAAAAUAAAAUGUUAUAUUUUUGUAGAUUUGUUAUUGCGUAAAAUGCAUUAAGACAAUGAGAAACUUUAUAUAAUUUGAAUAGAAUGACAGGGAGAGCGAGAGAGAGAGAGAGAGAGAGAGAGAGAGAGAGAGAGAGAGAGAGAGAGAGAGAGAGAGAAAGAGAAAAAGAGAGUUGAUGAGCCUGUGGGAUAAAAUAAGUAAGAUCUGGAAAGACAGAUGUGUUUAGAAAAAGUGCUUUGGAUGUGCAUAUUUAGAAAUGACAUCCAUAAGUAAGCAUUGCCGAAAAAAAUCCCAUAUUCUCCUAUAUCUCUAACUGUUUAACUCUGAUUUUUGAACAGCUUAUAGAGAUAGGAGAGAAUGAAUAACAGAAAUGAAUUAUUAUACAAUGUCAGCUUCAACGUGCGCUGAGCAUCUGCGAAUAAUUAACAGUUUUUCCGAUGCAUUUUGAAUGGCACACACUUGCUUGAUUAUUAAACUAAUAAAUGCGUUUAUAGGUAUAUUUUAUGACAUAUAAAAUCUUACAGUUUCCAUUAGCUAAUAUUAUUUUACAAUUGCAAUGUAAUGUAUUGAGACAUAUGCAUUACCACAUUGUUUAUCGCGCGCGCGAAUUACAAUUUUUAAACGAAGAAUAUUAAUCAUUACAAGUGACACGUACUAGAAGCAGACCUUCUGAUCUGACAAACCAAUUUGAGAGUAAAUGCCACUUUACGCUUUCGUAAAGGUAGAUGAUUUUCUUUCCAAGAAAUCAAUCUCUUGAUACCAGAUACAAAAUGUAAAUGACACAAUGAUGUACACAACAUAAUCAGUUGCUGCUGCACUGAUAUGAGUAUGCAAUAUAAUAACAUGAAAUAAUUUAAUAAAUACGAAGCAAAUGCGGAAAUCCAUAUUGAAUACAACAGAAUAGAAAUGUCGGAAAAAAGAAACUUGCAUAAAAGCAUAAUCAACGUUAAAAGCAGGGGCGUGUUUAAUGCGUGCCUGUUUUUCGUUGUAUAAGUAGAAAAAGGGGGCCCACAGAAAAUGUCUAUGAUACAACAUACCAUUUAAACGAAAACAAAAAAACAAAAAAAACAUACGAAUAAUCUACUAUAUUUAUGAAGUAACCAUCUAUAAUGACCUUUGAACAUUGUGUGUUGUGAUAACAGAAAAUUAAUUAUACACAAAGUAUAAGACUAACUUGGUAUCUCUGCUAGAGUGACAAAUGCUUUUGAGAAACGGUCGAUGGUACGAAUUACGCGAUUAAUGUCUGCAAUCGAUAUUCAGACGAAUUAAAGUAAGACUCGUAUUUUUUAUGGCUGUUUUAUUCUUACGUUAACAUCAUAUUUUUCUAGCGCAGAUUAUUGUCGCGACAGCCAGUAGGAUUUCACAGAUUAGCUUACUUGUAUCACUAAUAUAAUUAUGCUCCUGAUUCAGAAGAAAACAAUCUCUUUUCUUUUUUCUUUUUUUUUUCUUUUUCUUUUUUUUUUUUUUUUAAUUUUUAUUUUUAUUUUUAUUUAUACUCAGUAGGUCUCUAGAUAUCGUUGAAAAAAAAAACAAGAAAAAAAAUGAAAUCAUUUAAUUUUUGCUUACUUUAUUAAAUGAUUACCCAAAAAAAAUAAAAAAAGGAAAUAUUAUUAUCCUAUUUUUCGCGUAUUAUAAUAUAUACACCAUGAUGGGCAUUGAAAUAUUGAUGUUUCUCUUAUUCUCUUAAUUUGCUGUAGGAUUGUAUGAGUAGAGUUGCAAUUUCUAAUUGUAAUUUAAUAAAUAAUAAUAGACAGAGAACAACUUUAAUUAGUAUGUUCCAUUCGUAAAUUUUAAGUUUUCUUAUGUCAUAGUUUUUGCUUACAUAUGCAAUAUUGAGAUAUAAUAAAAUAUAGCGAACACGAUAUACUAUAAUAAAAUAAAAUAAAAAAAAUUAAACACUUAUUGAUGUAGCUGAAAAUGCAUGUGGGCCCCAUCAUUAUAUAUUCUUAUUAAAUAUUACAUAAUGUAUAUUCUGCUAUUAUUUCUCAUAGCUAAAAAAGAUACAUGCGCAUAUGCGAGGUAACAUGUAUGUUUGAUAAUCAUUAGUAUGUUUAUUUUUGUUUUGCUUUUUCUUUGUAUUUAAAAAAUGUAACAAUGUUUAUAUACAUAAGCGCAUGCCGCAAAGUGGUGGAUAAAAUGUUUUUUCGAUUAUGUCUAACGCGUAAUAUAAAUUAUGGGGUUUUUGCUAUUUUGGAUUUAUCAAAGAAAACUAUAAAAAGUUAAAAGAUCCUCCUGAAAAAAUAAGCAUGCGCUGCUAUAUUGUUAGUAAUCAAUUAAUUUUAUCUUUAUGGGUCGGUGAGUGGUUUCUGUUUUAUAAAAGCAGUGACACUAAUUUCAUAUAUUUAAAUUUGAAUAUGUAAUGUUGAUAUUUGAUGAAUUGCUUGCGUUAUAUUUAAAAUAUUAUGUCAUUGCUAAACAGUGUCCGAUAUAAUACUAAGUAGGAUUAUGCUUCAGUGAUGGCAAAUAUAAAUAAUAACAUCGAUUCAGCGAAAGCUACAUUUCAGAAUGAAUUAUUCAUUUCUAACUAUUAAAUACAUAUUUAAGAAACAUAUAGCGAUUAUUGCUACAUAGCCGACCCAUUUAGUAUCUUUGCAUUUAUAUAACACAAUAAUAUUGAUGUAUUCUUGUUGAAUUAUUCUAUCUUGUAACUUAAUAUUAUAACAUGUACCCCAUUCAUGUCUAGUGUCAAGCAGAGCUGAUUCUAUGCUUUUGCUAGCCGAAGAACUGAAAACUAAGUACAGAAAUUUAAGUAAUCACGUUUGUAUGCUGAAAUUCUGAUGCUUUUCUGUAAUUCCAAUUCAAAGGAUAAAGUGAAAUAAGAAUCAGUGCUGACGAGAACACAAGGCAAUUAAAAAUUAUUAUAAAGCUAAAAUCACAUUUACUACUUUAAAAGUGAAUACAUAUUUGGGAAGUAGGAGAUAAUAAUUAUAUAAAUGUAGUGGCAACUCUAUAAUACUACAAAAAAAACAAUGUAUACAAUGAUUAUUCGAAAUAUUAAAAUGCAAACGCACUUUGAUGGAUGUUGUAACAAUUUAGAAUAUUCAAAUUACAUUAAUAUUUGCUUUGUAAAUCUGCGCUCUUUGGAGUAUGCCGCUCUGCUAAUCAAGAUUAUAUUUGAUGCAUCAAAACAAUUUCUCAAACAAGUAAACAUUUUUUAUGGCAGAGUGGCUCUCGUCUCCACUGGCAGAUAUUUUAAGUUCAUUUCUUUUAAAAAUAUUAACCAUAUAAUUUUCUUGUAUAAUGUAACUACACAACACACACACGCAGAGAAUAGAAUGAUAAGAUACAUAGAUCCUCCGUUGGGUUAAAAAAAAGCUUUUCAACAUAAUGUAUGGUUCAUAUAAUGAAAAAUUGAACCUUCAACAAGUUUUGUAAGAAAGCUCUUAGCACGAGAGGUUCUUGGAUAUGGUUGGCUGACAUUUUCGAAAGUUUAAUGAUUUAUUGAAACGUGUUGUCAUGUCUUGAAUAUAAUUAAAAGAACUAUAAAAAUUCUA